Molecule: messenger RNA, 4759 nt
Organism: Frieseomelitta varia
Lineage: Eukaryota; Metazoa; Arthropoda; Insecta; Hymenoptera; Apidae
Product: inward rectifier potassium channel 2-like
Biological process (GO): regulation of monoatomic ion transmembrane transport; potassium ion import across plasma membrane
Cellular component (GO): plasma membrane
Molecular function (GO): inward rectifier potassium channel activity
Source: RefSeq, a predicted model, not a curated record
GCACACAUUCAACAGCAACGAUUUUAAACACAUUCUACUUCGUCGGUGUGCGAUCGCGCGCGCGCGCGCGCGCGUGUGCGUGGAUUAUUUUCGCUUAUACCGCGGCGCACGCAAUCUCAGAAGUGGUUCUCGCGUUGACAGGUUCCGAGCGAGUUUUCGCCGGCAUCGAGCCCCGAUCGGCUAGUGCUUCGAACAAGGGAUUCACGAUUUCUAGAUUCUCCUCGAACAUUGUCAAAUUCGACGCCACCGGCGAUUUUUCGAUUCGAUCGAUCAUCGUGGGAAUUUCAGUAUUUAGAGAGAUCGAGAAUUUUAGACCAGAGGGAACAAAGUGUCCUGAAUUCACUUCGAAACAAUGUGAUAUCUACCAGAAAAAGAGAGAAUCAAUCAUCGCUGUCACUUCGAACACUUGAUAGACUCUAACGCUUCAGGAAAGAACUAUUGAUGUCUGGAUCCUCUUCGAACAUCGUGAAAUUCCGCGUAUCAAUCCUUUUUAAACUCGGCUAAUGAGUCCGAUACUUUCUAAAUUUUUCCUGAACAGUGGGAUUCACUGGUGUAAGAAGAAUGACCGUCAUCGUUGAGAUGAAAGACCAGACUGAUCAACGUUUUUGACGAAACAUCGGUUGCAAACAUCUUUUCGCCGUGAAAUCCAGUAGAAAGGAGAGAUCGCGUUUAAUAGGAAACGUAACACGCGGAGGAAUUCUUGUACAACGCGUGCAGAACGUGAUGCACGCUUUGCUGGUGCUUAGGUCAACGUCAAAGAGAAAGAGAGAAAGAAUCCCUGUCGUGGGGAAUUAUGAAUGAUCCUCGGUACGAGGAUGAUGGCGAGCCGGCCCCGUGUACCCGGUUGCUGGAAAUAGCGUGCAAUCUGCGCACGGAGACGUCGACAACUGGACAAAUACGUUUGUUCCUCGCUUCGUUCGCUGUGCGUCAACGUGCUAUCGUUCAAUCGUGACAAACAGGAACCUUAGACCGGUUGUAUAAGUAUUCACGGUGAAAAUCGAUUAUGACAUUAAUUAAAAUUCUUCUUCUUCUCAUCUCGUUUGAGGAUUCUUGUGCAAACGUACCGCGCGUCAAGUCGCUUUCAUCGAGUCGCGACGAAGGAGAACCUCAGACCAUUUCAUUCGAAAUGAAAAUUUGUUAUACGAGAGCCAACCAGUGAAAUUUGUUUUUCUUAUCGAUCCGAGGAUUGUUGCGCGAAUGCGAAUUGAAAGAAAUUUGAUUAUCGCGAUGAUCAUGGUCGGACGGAUCCGGAACAGUGAUAAGAAUGACGAAGCGGGACGAGAAUAAAUGAUAGCAUAUGUAUGUACGGUCGCGGUUGUACGAGAAAUCGUACGACGCGUGGACGUGGCCGUGGAACUUCAGACGCAAGUGUGAAUUUUAAGAGUGCUCGGUUUGCAUUGUAGAUGAACGAACGUUGUUUCAAUUCAUUGACUUAACGAUAGUGCUAUCGACUAUUUCGCUGUAGGUUCAACUAACAUAAUCGACGGUGCUCAAUUCAAUAGAAAAUUAUAUCCACAUGUCGUAACCAGGAAAUAUGGUAACAUAACAGAAAAAUGAUUUGAAAUAAUCUCAUUGGGUAGAAGUGUACCGUGAGUGGCAUUCGUGGCGAAUUGUAAAUACGAUUGACGUACAACGCGAUGGUGCUCGACGUUUGAGAAACGUGUUUCAGAUUAUCGUCCGAUUUACAGUUUGUGAAUCAGUCGUUCUGGCAACAAAAAUCAUCGUUAAAACUUUAUGACCAUUGAUAAGGUGGUAUCUCGUUGCUGAAAGCUGUGGAAAAGUUUAUAACUCUGAAUCUCUUAUAAAAUUUUCCUCCAAUGAGUUCGAAUAGAAACAUUAGAUGAUUUUCGAGAAAAAGAAAAUUAACUAGGUAGAAUCAUUAAUUUCCACAUCUUCUUCGAACACCAUCGAAUCAAUGGUUCGAUUGAUCUCUAAAUGUUUCUUGAAAUGCGUAGAAUUCAACAAGGAAAAAGGAGAAUGAACACCGUCAAUAGGAAACGGUCAUCAAUUAAUCAAUGCUUUGGCAAAAGGAUUGUGAAUUUCUAGAUUCUCAUCGAACGCGUGUUUUGUAAACUUUUUCCAUCUCCUUUGUGUUCAGUGCUAGUAAGAUCUAUUGUUUUUUGAUCACCUUUGAACCUCGUAGAAUUUUUGAGCGUUCAAACAGAGAAGUUCAACAGUUUCUAGAUGUGAGACGAGAUCUUGCUUCUUAUUGUAUUGAUAGAAUUGACGAGCAAGUUGUAAAUAAAGGAGGAAAAGAGACACGGGAGGGGACUAGAGAUUGUCGAACGAAAUGCUCAUAACCGAAAAGGGUUCUUUAACGAAAGAAGGAAUCAACGAGGAAUCGGAUGAGCAUACGAUCGCCACCGACAACAACACAGUGCCAUUGAACGAUCUGCUGGUGAACUCGACGCGACCUACGACCGCGGUUGCAAUAAAAGUGUGCGAUGUCUCUGCAGACGAGACCGAAAGAAGCAACAACGAGAAACAGAAACGCGGUAUCCUCAGCAACUUCCAGAGAAGGACUUUCAGCAGAAUCAGCUUCAAGGGAGAGACUGGUCCUUUACUGAGCAGAUAUCGGCAAACAAGAUUCAGCUCACGAAGGAUACGUAAAAGGGUGGUUUUCAAGCACGGCGAUUGCAAUGUCGUGCAAGGAAAUGUCGCCAAGAGACGUCGCCGUUACCUUCAGGAUAUUUUCACGACGCUGGUGGACGCACAAUGGCGCUGGACUCUCCUGGUGUUCUCGAUGAACUUCCUGCUCUCAUGGCUAGGAUUCGCCUUGAUAUGGUGGUUGAUCGCGUACAGCCACGGCGAUCUCGAUCCGGAAAGUUACAACAAUUCAAACUUGACGUUCACGCCGUGUAUCAUGAACAUUCGCGGAUUCACCAGCUCGUUUCUAUUUUCCAUCGAGACCCAGCACACGAUCGGAUACGGGUCGAAAUACCCAACAGACGAAUGUCCAGAGGCAGUGUUUGUGAUGUGUAUCCAGUCGAUGACAGGUGUGAUCCUGCAGGCCUUUAUGGUUGGCAUAGUGUUCGCGAAACUCUCCCGACCGAAGAAAAGAACGCAGACGUUGCUGUUCUCAAGGAAUGCUGUGAUUUGUCAGAGAGAUGGCCAGCCCUGUCUGAUGUUCCGUGUCGGUGACAUGAGGAAGAGUCAUAUCAUCGAGGCUCACGUUCGAGCGCAAAUGAUCAAAAGGAAGGUUACCAGAGAAGGAGAACUGUUGCCAUUCUUCCAAACGGAACUGAAAGUGGGCGGCGAUGGCGAGGAGGACAAGAUACUCUUUAUUUGGCCAACGACAAUCGUUCACAAGAUUGACGAACAGUCACCCCUUUAUCAUAUAUCAGCCAGCGACAUGCUCAGGGAACGAUUCGAAAUCGUGGUGAUAUUGGAAGGCGUUAUCGAAUCAACUGGCAUGACAACUCAAGCCAGAAGCUCCUAUCUGCCGUCUGAAAUUUUAUGGGGGCACAGAUUCGAGCACAUAAUCACGUUCAAGAAGGAGACUGGAGAAUACGAAGUAAACUACACGUUGUUCAACAACACCUACGAAGUUGAUACGCCAUUAUGUUCAGCGGCUGAUCUGGACAAAAUCAGAGCGAUGCAACGGGCGAAAGGAGAACGUAUGAGCAGUAGCGGGUUCACUCAUUACCGCGAUGCAUCGAGCAGUUCUCUGACUACCGGAUCCGGUUCCAGUCUAGCGUCGUCCACAGGCGGAUUGCACAUGAACGUGCCAAUGACGCCGCUCACUCCGAUCCCAGUUAUGAUCACCGGCCCUGACGGUUCUCUCAGACGUGAGAGCAUGCAAAGCAUGCAAACUGACGUGAAACAGCCGAUAUUUUACACGCAAAACGAGUUUCUGGACAAUGAUCCACACGCUUUAAACCAUCAUGCACAAGAGGAAGAAGAUUACGAUCGCGUACUAGAAGACAUAAACGCGUCCUUGAGAAAGAGUCGAGGAUGCAACAAAGAGGACAAGAAAAUACACAGAGAACCGUCCAAGUGUACCUUAGAUUCUAGGAAAAGCGAGUCCAGAGACGUAAUAAGAAGAUCCGGUUCUAGAACAGCGAUGGAUCAAAUUCCAGUCAUCAACCCCCCGCCAAGAUCACCCUCGCGACAGCAUUUAGAUACCAGAAACGAUGCUAAUGUGUUUGAUCUAUUCAGACAUAGCAAGUUCGUAGAACCCUUGGAAACCUCGUAUCGAGAACCUCUGCCUCAUCCACUUUCGUCUUCGAGAACAUCCAGCCUAGGAGAGAAUCAGAAGGGCUUGCAGAAAAAGACCAGCUUCGUUUUAGGCGACGAGGAACACCACGUGUUAAAUAUGGAGCUAACGAAGGUGCCGCCAGUUCCAGAGGUGUUGGACGUUGAUUCAUCCAAGGCGAAUCAUCAUCCUAAGAACACUCUUGGUCUUCCUCAGGAACAAGUGUAGGCUCAGAGGGAGGCGAAAAGAGCAGAAAAUCUCUGGCAUCUAAUUGACUGGAUUUCCGUUUCGCUAUCGAUGAGCCACGAGACCUAAAAUGAGCCAGAAGCUUUAAAUUUCGCUAAAUUGCCUUAGAGGAAGAUCAAUUACUUGCCGGACGAUUUGCAACGAUCGUGCCCUCUUAAAACAACUUGACUUCACCGUACACUGAGCUUCUAAAUUGUCCUAAAUGGAGCACAAAGACGUCAUGCCGCGUAGUUUUCAUACAUAUGCGCUGUUGGCUUUAAGUUCAACUAACUAAGAGCCAUUACACGAUAUACACUGUCGACCAGUUGACAAAAAACC